Molecule: messenger RNA, 645 nt
Organism: Laccaria bicolor S238N-H82
Lineage: Eukaryota; Fungi; Basidiomycota; Agaricomycetes; Agaricales; Hydnangiaceae
Exons: 4
Coding region: 1-645 (214 amino acids)
Source: RefSeq, a predicted model, not a curated record
AUGAUUGCAGAAGGUGACCUCACAAUCGGAGUCCAUGGACUGCUCUCGAGUCAUAUCAUAGUCCAGAGAUGGGCUUCAGUGCUGCCAGUAUUCCAAGCAGGAUAUGCUCCAUACUUGUCACUCGACCAGAUGCAGAAGAAGAAGAAGGGCAGGCCUCAGUCUCCUCAACAAGAUGCCAUGGAGGAGGAGGACAAAGCCAUUACAGACCCAUACACCAAUGACGUAAAUGACAUGAGUUCAGUCAGUCCUAAUGCAAAUCCUGUGUUGGACCCCUUUGCUGGUAUUGUUUUUUGUCUUGAACAUUAUUUUAGUGCACUUGGCCAAUGUUCGGAUUGGACUGCCAGUGCUAUGCCUGAGAGUGAAUCCAUGCCUACAGCAUUUCAGCACAUCAAAUUGAUAUGGCUGGUUGUCUGGCCAUUGGCACUGAAGCUUGUAGGCUCAACCCACAUUAUCUCUAAUGACGCUGGCCUUGUAUUCAAGUAUAGCAACUGCUACAUCUCUGACUAUGAUGUGGAGCUGGCCAGGCUCAAACAUCUGAUAGAGUCCCUCAUUACUACAGCUGGAGACAAUCUUCAUGCUCUCCUUCCAUCUGGGCUAGCCUUUGAGAAGCUCCACAUCUCCUGUCCAGCUUUCAUGAUUAUAUGA